AUGGCGUCAUCCGAGGUGGAUCAAAAGUACCUGGGUCGAAUGGCCAGGAGCGUUGAAAAUGAUAACAACAUACUCUCGUCAACGCUCUACAAGAUCCUGGGCCUUUCUCUCAGGCUCUCUGACAAGCUCGUCGAGGUCAAGAAGCAGCGCAAGCCUGAUGCUACGCUCCAUGAAAACAUCAUGCGCAUCCUUUGGCUGGCACGCGAAGGGCUCAAGAUGCUUCAGGAAUACGUCAUUCCCUUUGUUAGCAAUUGUGUCGAGCUGAAAGUCCUGGCAUAUAAGUUGCGUGCCAGCUUCUAUCACAUCUUUGUGCUCUUUCGAAAUUCGCCCCGCGUGUCCAACAUGCCGGGCUGGGAUCCCGACGCCGUGCCGACUGGCCAGGUUGCGGAUGACUACCAACAUGCCAUGCAUCAUUCCCUUGAAGGAGGCCCCGUUGGCCCCCCUCCUGGCUUUGAAGCCCCGGUAUCGGCGCUCUCGCUCUCUUUCUUAUUGCCUGCCAAAGACUACCUGCCCACAGCUAAUCAAUAUUUUGAAGAGGCUGCGGAGUUAGCUGAUAAACUUCUAUGGGGCUCCCACUCCUUGCGUUUGUCGGUCAAGACAGAAUACGCAGCGUUUCUGUAUGAAUGCGUUCACGACGCCAAUGCCAGCCGCAGCCUUGCAAGAACUACGAUUAAUGAGGUGUAUGAGGCUACGGAAGGCAUGGACGAUGACAUGUUUCGCGAUGCCUGUGAAUUAGUUACCGUGUUGGGUAAGAUGAUGAGGCGUGGCCUUGGAUCUAGCAACACACUUCACAGCAAAGCCCAGGCUUUGAUUACAGCCCCCACCGCAGGCACAACUCCUCCCAUCGGCAUGGAAAAUCCAAUAUAA
Trichoderma aggressivum f. europaeum is the source of this 867-nucleotide messenger RNA. RefSeq lists its product as uncharacterized. The record is from RefSeq and is a predicted model, not a curated record. The transcript has a single exon. Gene Ontology annotation, biological process: signal transduction; intracellular protein localization. The coding region runs from base 1 to 867 and encodes 288 amino acids. Gene Ontology annotation, cellular component: cytoplasm. Lineage: Eukaryota; Fungi; Ascomycota; Sordariomycetes; Hypocreales; Hypocreaceae.